UUUUCCCAUCAAGUGUUGACAAGCUUAAUCCAGAGACUGGACUUGUAUAUGGAGAACCUCCUGUGCUGCUGGAGACUGGUAACGAUAAAAAUGCAAUUGUGAAUAUAUUUGGAGAAAACAAAAGUAAACAUGGUAACCUGCAUGGGUUUGGUGCUGAGCAAGUCAUAUUGGUUCGUGAUGAUGCUACCAAAAAACAAAUUGUUGAUCUUGUUGGUAAACAGGCCCUUGUUUUUACUAUUGUUGAAUGUAAAGGUCUUGAAUUCCAGGAUGUGCUGUUGUACAAUAUUUUCAGUUCAUCGCCUUUAAGAAACAAAUGGAGAGUUGUCUAUGGCUAUAUGAAAAACAAAAAUAUUUUAUCAUCACCUGAGGAGAUCUCUCAUCCGGAAUUCGACAGAAACAAGCACUGUCUUCUCUGUUCAGAGCUGAAGCAACUUUAUGUUGCCAUCACAUGAACUAGGCAAAGAUUGUGGAUAUGUGAAACGGCAGAUGAUUACUGUCGGCCAAUGUUUGACUUCUGGAACAAGUUGUGUCUUGUAGAAGUAAGAUUACUUGAUUCUUCCUUCAUUGAAGCAAUGAAGACAGGAAGCAGCACUGAUGAUUGGAGGCGACGGGGCACCAAGUUAUUCAAUGAGGGGCAAUUUGAGAUGGCUACAAUGUGUUUCGAAAAGGCUAAUGAUGCAUACAGAGAGAAGUGGGCAAGAGCUGGCGGACUUGUAGCAACUGCAGACAGUGUCAUGCCUAAGAAUUUGGAGCUGGGCCAGGCUUCAUUGCAAAAAGCGGCAGAGAUUUAUGAAUCUAUUGGCAUGCACGAGAAAGCUGCCAGUUGCUAUAUCAAGUUACACGACUACAAAAGAGCAGGAAUGAUGUAUAUGCAAAAUUGCAGCACUUCAAGGCUUGAGGAUGCUGGUGACUGUUUUGCUAUGACUGAAUGCUGGUCAGAAGCAGCCGAAGCGUACUUCAAAGCUAAAUGUUAUACCAAAUGUCUCUGCAUGUGCUCUAAACGAAAACUAUUCAGUUUAGGGCUCCAGUUCCUAGAGCAGUUGUGGGAGGAAGCUUCAGUUGAUGAGUCGAACAUUGGUCUACUUUACUCGCCAGCUGCAUAUGGUCUGAUUGUUGAUUCCCUUGAUGCACAUCUCAGGCCGUCAAAUAAGAAACUGACACAUGGGCAUCUUGGGAGAAUGGCCAUAUUUCUGCUACACGUAGUACCUUGGGGUGCCAUGCUGACUUCAAGACUUAUGCAGUACCUGGACAGCGAAUCUGAGUGGGCAAAUUUUUUUCAAUCUUUGGAUAUAUUUGUUCACCACAGUCGUUAUGAUUUUUUCGGACACAUAGAAAGUCAACACCCUAGUGGUCUUGAUGGCAGAUAUUCCUUGCUCCUGAACCUAAAGCUUGCUCUUGAGUCCACCUUCAAGUUUACCUUGAACGCAAACUGGAGAGCCGAACCGGAUUACAUAUCCCCAAUGUGCUGUGUGGAUCUCAUAGAGUGUCUUGGUUAUUUUGCUUCAUCAUGUUUUGUACUUCAUGGUUGCAUGUUCUCCACAGAAUCUAUUUUUCUCAAGAUGGUAAUGCGCAAAAACUGCAGCCUUUACUUUCAGAGUUGUUUGAUGUCUACGCCAGAUCGGGAACUAGAGAAAAUGUCAAUAUCAGUGGAGCGUUUCAUAUUUGAGUCGGCCAGGAGUCUCUUGACAAAGAAACAUAUGAUCCAAGAGUGGGUCCAGAAGACUUCAAGUACUUCACACAUUCCAGUCCUUCUGAGAUUAGUUGUCGCACUUUAUCUUGUGCCUUUAAAUCUUAAAGUGGGGGAUUGCUAUGAGGCCACUCGUUUCCUUGAGAUGCACAAAGUUUUCGAGGAUUUGCCUUUGGAAUUCUCGCAGAAGAUUCUAGGUGCUUUGCAAAUAAGGUCUUGGAAACUUGGAAAAUUCAGAAGGCUGUUUGCUGAUGCACUUGAAGUAAUUGGAGAACGCAUGCUAGUCGCUGGUUCACCCAGAGCCCAGGCGACGUGUCGAGGCUUGAAUGCUAUCGUAAUUAGCAGUUGGGACUGCAUGGUUAAUCAUGUUGCUCGGACGGUGAAUUCGCUUUUUCGUGAUGAAAGUAUAGAGAAUAAUUUUCUUGGAAAGAUACAGAGGAAAGGUCUGCUGCCACAUGAAAGGAACCGUGGUGGUAACAAAAUCAGGGAUGCUGAAUUUUGGGAGAAGUUUGAGGCGUUUCAAGCCAACAAGCAAGGCCAGAAAGAUGCAAGGGCUAUUGUUGUAUUCCUUAGAAGUGUCCUUUCCUGGCUGAUUCAAAGAGGACCCCCAACAAAGAUAGAUGUGGAUUUGUUACUGGAGGUCAGGCAAGUCUGCAACGACUUCGACAAACAGUCUGAUGAUAGUGCCGAGAAGAGAGCUUGUGUGACUGCCAAGGACCUCUAUUCGACCUGGAAGGAUGGCGGGAAGAAGCUGAAGAAGAUCAUCAGCGUUCUGCGUUCUGAAAAAGCGUCCAUGGAAGAAGAUAGAAGGAACGCAGCUGCUGCAGAUGUUGCGGUCCAAUCGCACACUGACGGAUGCUCCGGCAGCGAACCGGGGACAGGAGCAGCCGAGGAAGAUGCGCCCGAGGCCAGAGGCCUGUCGACCCCAGAAGAUGUAGAGGCGCACAAGCAGAAAAGCAAGAAGAAAUCAAAGAAAUGUAGGCGCCAUGCCCUGCCGUAGGCUGUCGUAGCAUGUAUGUAGCCGGUGCGUGCAUUAGUUAGUUUCUCUUUUGUGUGCUCGUCUCUGUAAAACCAAGACCGAUGGUUGGGUUGCAGUGUCGCAGUGUUCAUGUCACUUACUGAUGGUUAGGUGCGCUUUUCACUCUUACAGUAGAAUUGAAGCACCACUCAUCUAGGGAUAGACUGAAGGCAUGUCUAGUGUCUACGCGAAGAAAGAUUUGAUCUUACUGUCA
Messenger RNA from Aegilops tauschii subsp. strangulata, 2919 nucleotides. The record is from RefSeq and is a predicted model, not a curated record. Lineage: Eukaryota; Viridiplantae; Streptophyta; Magnoliopsida; Poales; Poaceae.